Porites evermanni is the source of this 321-nucleotide messenger RNA. The record is from the annotation of a GenBank genome assembly. Lineage: Eukaryota; Metazoa; Cnidaria; Anthozoa; Scleractinia; Poritidae.
AUGCUCGUUGACCUAGGUUCUGAUGUUAGUGUGGUUAAAGCAGAUAAGACUGAUGCUAAACAUCUGGAGUUCUUGACGAAUUUAGGGCGGACGAUGAAGGAAUUUGAGCUUUAUUUGGGUUUUGCGCAAAAAGCUAACAAAACAAAAUAUACAACAGGUGUCGCUUCUGUCCAAGGGGCAGAAAAAUUCACAGAGCCUCAUCUCAAAUCAGAGAAAAUUCGGAGGCAACCCCCCUGGCAUGCGUAUACAACAAAGGAAAUAGAGGAAGAACCGGAAGCUGAACAAGUGAAGACACUGGCAGUGAGACACCCCAAAUCAAAG